AACUCCAAUAAGCGUCGGCGGGAUUCGAACCUGGGUGUGGGGUUCCACACCUGGAGGCUCUUACCAACUCGACCAUUUCUCUGAUCCCUUAAUCCUCUCUCUGUCUCUGAUUCACAACUUAUGCUUUUGCAUGUUCACCAACUCUGCCGAUUUAUAUUUGUCUUCAAUCACCGUCACUCUUAGCGGCUUCCCGCAGUUUAUCAGCAAUCAGUUCGCUGCUUUUGCUCUAUAUCCCUUUGUGGAUCUUUGUGUUCUCUGGUUCGAUUUUGGAGGCCGCUUUGUUUCGGUGUCGGAAUCUGGGCUGUUCGAAUCUGUUGCCUGUUGGGCUUAUCGAUUUGGGUUUCUUUUUGUUGUUGGCUGUUGCCCAAUUCUGGGCAUAUGGUGAUAACAAGGAUACAAGUCUUGCUGUGAUCUCAUCCAGCAUAACAGCAGCAUAUAGUUUGUGUGGAGCCUGCUUAAUUAUCUUUCCUAUAGCUUGGCUUGCAAGCUCUUCCAGUUACGUCUUUCAGAGUGAACUCAAGUUUGGAAGCCUCAUUGCAUGUUUUCUCCAGGCCAUGGCAUGCUUUGCUCAAUCAGCAGAGCACUUCACCCAAGCAUACUGUCUAAUGAGCUCCCAAAACAGCAAUAUUGAGGCCGGAGAUGUGGAGGCGGCAACCGGGGCAGUUUUAGGUGGAGUUCAUUUCAAAUCUCUUGGGAUGAGAUGUCUACAAUGUGCUGGCAUUCUGCUACUAUGGUUUUUCGGUCCUAUCCCAAUGUUUGUUUCCUCUGUGGCUCUAGUCAUAUUCCUCCAUUACAAUUAUACUGGUCGACAAUAUCAUGUUCGUAAUAGAGUCGAUUCGCAAAUGCAGUCUUUUCAGAAACUGAGGUUUUGUGAGGCUGAGAUUUUGUGUGCCCUUUGUGAAGAUAAUGUGAUUGGCAGAGGGCCAUCUGGGAAAGUGUACAAGGUUGAGUCAAGCAAUGGUACAACUAUUGCAGUGAAGAAGCUGCAGAGAAGAAGAGUGAACCAGUGCGAAAACAACGAUGUUGAGAAAGAUAUGGUCCAUGAUGAUGGCCUUAUAGCAGGGUUUGACACUUUGGGGAGGAUUACGCACAAGAACAUUAUGAAGCUUUGGCAUUGUUGUACUACUAGAGACUGCCAGCAGCUGUUGGUUUAUGAUUACAUGCCAAAUGGUAGUCUUGGUGAUUUUCUGCACAAUAAGAAAGCAGGGUUGCUGAAUUGGCCUACAAGGUUUAAGAUUGCUCUUGGUGCUGCUGAGGGGAUUUCUUAUCUGCACCAUGAUUGUUCUCCUUCUAUUGUUCAUAGAAAUGUGAAAUCAAACAAUAUAUUGUUGGAUGGUGAUUUCGAAGCUCGAGUGGUGGAUAUUGGAACAACUAAUGGCGUUGAUGCAUCUGGAAAAGGGCCAGUCAUUGCAGCUGCUUGUGGUUACAUUGCUCCAGAAUUUUUGCACGCACAUGGGUUGAAUGGGAAGAGUGAUAUAUACAACUUUGGUGUGGUGAUGCUGGAAUUGGUUACCGGGAAACUUCCAGUUAACCCAGAACUAGGAGAAAAGGACCUGGUGAAGUGGGUCCGUAGCACUUUGGAUCAGAAAGGAGUGGACCAUGUCCUUGACCCCAAGCUCGAUUCUUGUUACAAGGAAGAAGUAUGCAAGGUCCUCGAUAUUGGGCUUCUCUGCACCGAUUCUCGUCCAGACAAUCGACCAUCCAUGAGAAGAGUGAUGGAAUUGUUGCAAGAAGUGGGCAGAGGAGCAUCCCCAUAUUGCUAAGAAAGAAGGGAACUUGUCACCCUAUUACUCUGAAGAUGCCUUAGAUCAUGCAAGAGUUGCUUGAGAAGUUCAUAUGGGUGAGGUCUUGGGAGGAUGUUCAGUUCAUCUGUUUGGGGACACUUGGUGUUGGUGCAAGUAGGCCUGCUGACGAGCCUGGAAAUCGAAACAGACUUGAAAGCUGUGGUGGUGAUGUCAUCCUUAGAACAUGAACGCAUCACAGUACCGCUGACUAAUUAGUCAAAAUGGGAUGCAGGAUGGGGGAUGUUUGAGGGGUUACAGAUCAGCCUGCUAUGUUGCUUUACCUGCUUAAUCCUAUGAUCCCCUUUGGUAGUUUGAUCAGCUAAGCAGUUCUUCUACAAAGCUACUCCAUUGCUAGAGACUGUCAGAAGGAAGCACAAUCCAAAGACCAUGGGGUUUAUGGUAAUUGACCCAAGGAAUCCAAAUUACUUUUCACAGAAGAAGAAUUUGGGAUUAGGGCAUCCCUUCCGUCUCCUAUUGUACCUGAAGACAUUGCCACAAGUUUUCUAUGGAGAUAGAAAUACUUUGAACUGAAUGAUGAUUAUGUCAUGAGUGGGAGUAGCUGCGGCCAUAUGUUUAUUUGGAAGAAGAACAGGAGCUAAUCUCAUUUGCCUAUUCUUGCAACUGGUGGAAUAGAAUUGGCUGUAACCUUUGGCAUCCUAUGGAAAAUGAUGAUCACUGCCGCGCAAUAUGGAAGAGUUUUCAUUGAAAGACAGUUUUAGGGAGUCUAAUAAAUAUGUUCUGGAAAUUUCUUUAUUUUCCUGAUAUUUUCUUAUUCAAUGACAGAUUUUGAAGUCUAGUAGACAAGGUAGAGACAGGCCCGUAGCUAUUGAUGAUCGGUGCAGCCAAUUGGAUAUUGAUGAUUGUGAGCAACCGAUAGGAUAUAUUCCCUCACACUAUUAAUACGAGGCAAUGAGCUCAGUACUCAAUAAGGUACAUAACCCUCUUUCUAUCUCAGAAGUAACAUGCACCUUACCUUUUCCUAGGCCCUAGUUUCUUCACUGUCUUUACCUUAAGUCUAUGUCUUUAUCCCAGAUAACCAUAAAUCAUCUGUCAUUGGGAGCCAUUUAUUAAAAGUGGUUGGCACAUAAUCCCUUGGACUCUUUAACAUUACUUUCUUCAUUUCUUUGCUUUCAUUUUCGUUGUAUCCUAGACAACAAUGAUGUCAAUAUUAAUUCGGAUGACUAGGUAUCAUUGCUUUUCUGUGAUUUAUAUUAGAUUAUUAUCUAUGGUAAGAUUGAUUUGAUGAAACUAACUGAGGUUCAGUGUACGUUUUUCUCUGUUCCAGUGAGGUUAAUCUCUUCCCAAGUUGAGAAGUUAUUUACUGUUACCAAAAGAAAAUUUUCCUUGGUAGUAUCGUGCAGAUUCACGGAUAACUGGCCUAAAAUGAUAAAAUAUAGCAAUCUUAAUCACCUCCAUCUUUCCGGAAAUCUAUUUUCGGGGGAUGUCCCACAUGGGGUGUAGAACAUGAAGCUCACAGCGUCAAAAUGUUGAUCAAUCUUUCAGGUGAGCUUCUGCAUCUGUUUGCUUAAGGCGUUUUCAGAAAUGAGUUUCCUGUAUGGGAAAUCUUGUGUCUUUGUGAUGAAUUAUGUAAUAGCAGAGCUGACGCUUAAUGCCAAGGGUAUAUUUAGACGCUAAGGUGCAUUUUCAGCACUUUAAUUCUAGCUGGUCUAGUUUUUGCUGUGGGUGUGGUUUUGCUUUACUUUAGUUACAAGAAGUUCGAGAAGGCAAACAGAGCUAUAGACAAAUGAAGAUGUACCUUGAUGUCGUUUCACAAACUGGUCUUAGUGAGUAUGAGAUUGGAAUACCAAAAUUAGGGUCAUGUGGGAAAGUGUACAACUACAAGGAUUGUCUAAGCAAUGGUGAGGCUGUUGCAGUGAAGAGGCAAUGGAGAGGGAAAGUGGAGUGCAAGGAUGGUGAUGUAGAGAAAUCUGGUCCAAAAGGUUUGCUUAGAAGCUAGAGAUUGCAAGCUCUAGCAUCUCUCUUGUAUUCUAAAUUAUUUUCAUUGGGAUCGUAUUAUAAAUUAGUUUUUGCCGUGGGUCUCUCUUUUAUUUUUAUUGUAUUCAAAAUUUCACUUUGGUCUCUAGCAUUUCGUCAUGGAAAGAUUCUAAUGUUGGCUAUCAGGUCAAGUGUUCUCUGCCUGCAUUUCAAGCGACAAAAAACGAAUUAACUCUCAGUCAGUCAAAAAAUUUAAAAGAUUUAAAAUCAUUUAGAAAAAUAGCAAUUACAUCAUGAAUCAUGAAUGUAUGUUAUUCUUAGGAGUCAGGAGGCUAUUUAAUUUUUGCAUGUUUAAUUAAAAGCACACUAGUGCACUGUACAGUUUGAGGAGAGGAGCUUUUCUGUAGGCAACAAAGAGACUAAGUGCUUCGAUGAUGAUGAUGAAUCAAGACUUUAGUAACCUUGUGUCUAGAUUAGAGCUAAAGUAAUAACCGUAUGAGAGCUAAACUAGUGUACUAGUUUAUGUUUUUAUGGUUGCCUAUUUGGCAAGCCAAAUAACAUGAAUUACAGUUUUUGUUUUUGCUCAUCGAUUGUCUUUCAUGUCAGUGCUGCAUGCUUUGCAUUUUUAUUGUACAUAUGCUAAGGGCUUCACUUUGGUUGGUUCAUAAUGAAAUUGGGAAUUCCUUUGGAGGAUUCUUAAGACACCAAAAAAAAAAAAA
Rosa chinensis is the source of this 4438-nucleotide messenger RNA. Its product is annotated as receptor-like protein kinase HSL1. Lineage: Eukaryota; Viridiplantae; Streptophyta; Magnoliopsida; Rosales; Rosaceae. The coding region runs from base 555 to 1763 and encodes 402 amino acids. Gene Ontology annotation, molecular function: protein kinase activity; ATP binding. Gene Ontology annotation, biological process: protein phosphorylation. The record is from RefSeq and is a predicted model, not a curated record. The transcript is spliced from 5 exons.